This is a messenger RNA of Brassica oleracea var. oleracea, 3541 nucleotides long. RefSeq names its product ATP-dependent DNA helicase MER3 homolog. The transcript has 28 exons. Lineage: Eukaryota; Viridiplantae; Streptophyta; Magnoliopsida; Brassicales; Brassicaceae. Bases 82 to 3498 code for a protein of 1138 amino acids. The record is from RefSeq and is a predicted model, not a curated record. Gene Ontology annotation, molecular function: ATP binding; nucleic acid binding.
GCUCUCUCUCUCUCUCUCUCUCUAGCUUUCUUCAUUUCUCUCGGAUCGUUGCUCUUCAAGUCUACUCUCGCACAGAUCGCCAUGGAUACAUACACGCUGAAAUCCGUCUCCGAUUUGCCUCCAAAUUUUCGCUCAGCUUUUACUUUCAGAUACUUCAACUCGCUGCAGAGCGAGUGUUUUCCGCUUUGCUUUCACUCCGAUAUCAACAUGGUUAUCUCAGCCCCCACGGGAAGUGGUAAAACCGCACUUUUUGAGCUAUGCAUCUUGAGGCUACUCUCCAAGUCUAUCUCUAGCGAUGGAAGGUUUCUCCAUGCUAAAGGAGCUCUUAAAACAGUUUACAUAUCUCCGUCCAAGGCUUUAGUACAGGAGAAGCUCCGUGAUUGGAAUCAGAAGUUUAAUUCAUGGGGAAUCAGUUGUUUGGAGCUGACUGGUGAUAACGAAACCUACAGCUCAAAGAAUAUACAAGACGCGGAUAUUAUCUUGACCACACCUGAGAAAUUUGAUGCAGUGAGUCGUUACCGCGUUAGCAGUGGAGGCUUAGGUUUUUUCAGCGAUAUAGCACUUGUUCUCAUUGAUGAAGUUCACCUUCUGAAUGAUCCACGAGGAGCUGCUUUGGAGGCGAUAGUCAGUAGAAUAAAGAUUCUUUCUAGCAAUCAUGAACUAAGGUUAAGUACUUUAGCCUCCGUGCGUCUUCUGGCUGUCUCAGCUACAAUCCCAAACAUUGAGGAUCUAGCGGAAUGGCUCAAGGUUCCCACUGCAGGUAUUAAGAGGUUUGGCGAAGAAAUGAGACCUGUUAAGUUGACAACUAAAGUUUUUGGAUAUGCUGCUGCCAAGAAUGAUUUCCUCUUUGAAAAGCGCCUCCAAAACUAUAUAUAUGACAUGUUAAUGCAAUACUCAAAAGGAAAAUCUGCAUUAGUUUUCUGCUCGACAAGAAAGGGCGCUCAGGAGGCUGCACAAAAGCUUGCGCAGACUGCAAUGACCUAUGGCUACUCAAAUCCAUUUGUUAAAAGCAGAGAACAGCUGGAACGAUUAAGGGAGGCUUCGCCAAUGUGCAGUGACAAACAAAUGCAGUCUUAUAUUCUCCAAGGCGUUGGUUAUCACAACGGUGGUCUUUGCCAAAAAGACCGCAGCCUGGUAGAAGGGCUCUUCCUUAGUGGAGAUAUCCAAGUUCUUUGCACGACCAACACUCUUGCUCAUGGAAUCAAUCUGCCUGCACAUACGGUCGUCAUCAAAUCAACUCAACAUUUCAAUAAGGAAAAAGGUCACUACAUGGAAUAUGAUCGUUCCACACUACUACAGAUGUGUGGCAGAGCUGGUCGGCCUCCAUUUGAUGACACGGGACUGGUUAUUAUUAUGACUAGAAGAGAGACGGUCCAUCUAUAUGAGAAUCUCUUGAAUGGAUGCGAGGUUGUUGAAUCACAAUUGCUGCCAUGCUUAAUAGAACACCUAACCGCAGAAAUAGUUCAACUUACUGUCACUGACGUUACACGGGCAAUUGAGUGGAUGAAGUGCUCAUACUUGUACGUCAGAAUGAAAAAGAAUCCAGAGAACUAUGCUAUUAAGAAAGGAAUUCCUAAAGAUCGAGUAGAGAAGCAUUUGCAAGAGCUUUGCCUUCAGAAGAUCAAUGAGUUGUCAAGCUAUCAGAUGAUAUGGACUGACACCGACGGUUUUGUGUUGAAACCAGAAGAGCCCGGAAGGCUGAUGACAAAGUACUAUCUAAAGUUUGACACAAUGAAGUAUAUUAUUAAUGCGCCUACGGGCUACAGCUUGGACGAGGCUCUUCAGAUUGUAUGCCGUGCUGAAGAGAUAUCUUGGAUACAGCUCAGACGCAAUGAGAAGAAGACCUUAAAUGAUGUAAACGCAGAUAAAGAAGGGCGGCUCAGAUUCCACAUCAACGAUAAUAAAGGAAAGCGGAAAAAACGCAUCCAAACCAGAGAAGAGAAACUAUUUGUGCUUGCAAAUGAUUGGUUGACUGGGGAUCCUUCAGUCCAUGAUUUAUCCAUGACUCAGGACGCUAACUCCUUAUGCUCGAAUGGAUCCAGAAUAGCUAGAUGCAUGAAAGAGUACUUUAUAUAUAAAAAGAAUUAUAAAGGAACGAUUAGCUCAACUCUUCUUGCCAAAUCACUCUUUCAAAAGCUCUGGGACGACAGUCCAUAUUUGCUGAAACAAUUGCCUGGCAUUGGAAUGGUUACAGCAAAGGUUCAGUUUCUGUCUGCUCUAUAUAAGCUCGCACUUCAUUCGAUGGGGGUCAGGUCAUUUGAAGCUCUUGCUGAAGCUGAUCCAAGAAGAAUAGAGAUUGUUACCGGUCGAAAAUAUCCUUUUGGAAAUCAUAUCAAGGAAUCUCUAUCUUCCCUACCUCCAAAAGUAGAAAUCAAGGUCGAGGAAGUUGAGUGUCAGAAGCAAGGGGUAUCUAAACUAGCAGUCACAUUGACUCGACUAUCACAACCUCUCGUAUCCACAAAACGCCAUUAUGCUGAUAUGAUUGUUGGCUCAGAGGAAGAAAACCAUAUCCACUUUCAUGAGAAAAUAAGAAUGGAUGACUUCUCCAGUCCCUAUAGCGUCACCAUACUCGUUGAAAGGCCCCAACAGGCUAAGGUGACUGUGAAGGCUGAUCUCAUCUUUGAAGAAUACAUUGGUAUUGAUCUCCAUGAAACACUUCUACUGAAGAAGGCAACCAACAACAAAGUAAAUUACAAAAGCGAAAACAGGCUGCCACACUAUUAUCCUCCCAUGGUGGAUGUCUGCGUAGUAGAUGAUGACAGCCCAGUAAAAUCUGGACCUCCAAACCGAAAGGAUCAAAAAGAUGAUAUGCCUAGUUUCAAGCUCAUAGAUGAAGACUCAGAAGAAGAGAAAGAGCCUUAUGUGACGAUGGAAGAAGACGACUGCGUCAUUCUCAACGAACAUACAGUCUUCGACCACAUACGUCAAAAAGCAAAGUGUUUCCCAUCAUUGGGCACUUUGAAUCCAACCUCUCCGGCAUCAGGGAGGUCAACUCUGAAAAGGAAGAGCUUAGUGAAGAAUUCUCCUGAACUUGAUCCUCUAUUUCAGUAUGAUUCUGUGUUUCGCUCACCCACAAAUACUAAAGACAUCAAACAAACUGCACAGAAAAUCACAACCCCGGUUUAUGCAAGCAAUGGGAAAACAGAGAGACCAUUCUCAGAUGAAACAGUAUUCAACUACAUAAGGAAAAGGUCCAAGAACUCUCCCAUACUCGCCACAUCAACAAUUGAGGAUCAUAUAACCAUCUCUUCUCAAGAACGAAGAAACACAAAGACAAGUCCCUAUACAUCAUACGGGUCAUUGCCUAGUGUUUCUGCUAAAAUACCAAGCAUCAAAUCUGACGCACCUGCAGAAAUGCUGUCGUUUGAUAUCUCAAUGGCAAAUAGUAGCAACACCAACUUAGAGGAGAAGAAGAAAGGAUCCUGCUCCCAACUUGCAGGUAAGUCCAAUGGUUCUGAUCCUUUUCUUGGAUUUAAAAGCAUCUUCUCUUUUCUGUGACUUUCUCAUUUGCAUGUCAAUACAAAACUGAGUGUUAUUGAGU